AUCAAUAUGUGUCACGAAACGAACUGAAGGCUUCAGGUGGUGUGUUAAUACGAAGAAGAGAAGCUGUCGGAAAUUCUAUAGGAGUUACAGUGCCAGAAUCCUGGAAAUUACCACUACGGCAUCAUGCUAUUUCCAGCAGCCCAAUAAACUGGAUGACAUACAAACUGUGCUGAGCAGUAAUGGAUCCCGAACGACAUAAGUCCCUUAUGGAAGAACUCACCUCGAUCACCACAACCGUCGAAGAAAGGCGAAAAAUAGGCCAUGAGGUUUUGCGACAGUUACUUCUCAGCAAUCCGAAUUUGAUGAAAGUUUUCAGGCCAAUUCAGUCAAUGACACUUCCGCAGGCUCUCAAUUCCAGUUACCUCGGUCAACUUUCCAUAAAGUUUGUUGAUAGCCUAUUGGAAGUGGUUCGGAAUUAUAACGACCAAGAUGUACUCAGACAAACCAUUAUUCAGCUGGCCAAUAUUCACAAAAACCGGGGAAUCACCGUUGCUCAUUUUGUGGCCGUGAUACCGCUGUUCACAGAUACACUGGCAAGCUUUCUCCAUAUCGAGGAGAACAAAGAAAGUUUGCAAGAAGUGCUUACAACUAUACUCCCAAUGAUUGGAAAGAGGUUGUGAAAGAGGUUUCAAACCUGCAAAGAAAUAUGCCCAGCUUUCGCUAAUACUUCUGCAAAACUACAUAUAACUUUACUAGGAGAGUCUGGUGUGCCCGUCUGUACAGAUGUCUGGCACCUCGAGUGUUAGUUUGAUGUUUUUCAUCGGAAUACUCCUGCUCUAAAUAUAAUAUAUUUUGUGGAAUCCUCGUCAGAUGUCCACCCAAAAUGUUCCUUGAAAGAAUCGACUAGCCCUCAUCCUGACAACUGCUUCCCAUUUGAAGGCAUUUCCUUUCGAAUUUGAGCAACUUGGAAGUAAAACCAACCAUCAGUUACUACUUUCUCUUUUAACUUUCAUUUGUUUUUAUCAUAGAAAAGCAUUGUGAAGGAAACUCGAAUAAAUGAGUUGGUU
Molecule: messenger RNA, 1007 nt
Organism: Opisthorchis viverrini
Lineage: Eukaryota; Metazoa; Platyhelminthes; Trematoda; Opisthorchiida; Opisthorchiidae
Exons: 3
Coding region: 180-620 (146 amino acids)
Molecular function (GO): heme binding; oxygen binding
Source: RefSeq, a predicted model, not a curated record